UGAGCUACUUCCAAACUGAUAUAGUUAUACUCCCUUUAAAGCUUAAGUUGUAGUUCUAGAAGCGGUGUCCUUUUGUAAUCUUGCGAGCCUGAAAAACCCAUCAACAUCCAAUAUUUGCCUGCUGCUGGCCCCUCUCUCCCCCCAGUCCCUCCAUCCCCCCUCUCUCGGCAUCCCCAUCCCCCACUCCGCGGUGUUCCCAACGCCGCUGCUAGCCCGAAAUCGCUGUAGUGAGAAGCUAGAGCUCCGACACCGUUUACAUAGCCAGUGCCAGCGAGCUUGAAGAUACCUGAACAAAAUAAGGAAUUUAGAGAACCACAUUUGUCCAUCAGACAUUGUAAGAACAGAUUAUCCAGCAGUAUGAAUCCUCUCUACAAUCCAGUUCAGCCUGGAUCUCCCUAUGGUAACCCCAAGAACAUGGCCUACACAGGCUACCCAGGAGGUUACCCCACUGCUGCUCCCACCUACACACCCAACCUCUACCAAACGGGUAGUCCAGGGUACCCACCAGGAUACACUACAGCGGGUACUCCGUAUAAAGUGCCCCCCACCCAGACGAACGGAGCCCCCCCACCCUACUCCCCCUCCCCCAACCCCUACCAAACAGCCAUGUACCCAAUCAGAAGUGCCUACCCGCAGCAGAGCAUGCAGAACCUGCAGAGCAUGCAGAACCUGCAAAACUUGUAUGCACAGGCAGCAGCGUAUUAUGGCCAGCCAGUGUAUGCGGCUCAGCCAUAUGCGUAUUACACGCAGCCAGUGUAUGCCGCUCAGCCUCAGCCCCAUGUCAUCCACCACACCACCGUGGUUCAGCCAAACAGCAUGCCCUCAGCCCUCUACCCCGCCCCUGUCCAAGCCCCUAGAAACAAUGGAAUGGCUGCCAUGGGGAUGGUUGCUGGGACCACCAUGGCUAUGAGUGCAGGAACCCUGCUGACCACGCCCCAGCAUGCUCAGCUGGGAGCGCACCAACACGUCACCAUGCCACAGUACCGGCCCCAGGGCACACCUGGAUACAGCUAUGUCCCCCCCCACUGGUAGACCACCUCCCCC
Messenger RNA from Coregonus clupeaformis (lake whitefish), 1044 nucleotides. RefSeq names its product myelin-associated neurite-outgrowth inhibitor. The transcript is spliced from 7 exons. NCBI's taxonomy places the organism in Eukaryota, Metazoa, Chordata, Actinopteri, Salmoniformes, Salmonidae. Bases 358 to 1032 code for a protein of 224 amino acids. The record is from RefSeq and is a predicted model, not a curated record. Gene Ontology annotation, biological process: positive regulation of base-excision repair.